CUUUUGCCCUCCGCCGGCCGCCGUCGCGGCCCCUCCCACCCGCGCGCGGCGGCUGGCGGUGUGGGCGGGGCGGCCGCGCCGUGAUGGCGGAGCCCGGCUGAGGUUUAUCAUCCAAAGGGAUUUCGGUCGUGCUUAAAAAGAUGCCUGCUGCCUGUGAUUCAGUGCUUGAAGACAUUGAAGACAUUGUGUCAGCACAAGAUCCAAAACCCCAUGAUCGGCAGUUUGUAAGAAAGAAUGUUUUUCCAAAAGUGCGAAAACGCAGCUCACAGCAAAAUACUCAGACAGAUGAUGAUCCCCCAAGUGACAGCAUUAUUCCUGGUGUUCAGAAAAUCUGGAUCCGUACAUGGGGAUGUUCUCACAAUAAUUCAGAUGGUGAAUAUAUGGCUGGACAGCUAGCCGCAUAUGGAUACAAAAUUACAGAUAACUCUGCUGAAGCAGAUCUAUGGUUGCUGAACAGUUGUACAGUAAAAAAUCCAGCUGAAGACCAUUUCAGAAACUCAAUCAAGAAAGCCCAAGAAGGGAACAAGAAAGUGGUUUUAGCAGGCUGUGUUCCUCAAGCCCAACCUCGUCAGGACUACCUGAAAGGCUUAAGUAUUAUAGGGGUUCAGCAGAUAGAUCGUGUAGUAGAAGUUGUAGAGGAAACUAUUAAAGGUCAUUCUGUGAGACUGCUGGGUCAGAAAAAGGAUAAUGGAAAACGUUUGGGUGGAGCACGACUGGAUUUGCCAAAGAUCAGGAAGAAUCCACUGAUAGAAAUAAUUUCCAUCAAUACAGGGUGUCUCAAUGCAUGUACUUACUGCAAAACUAAGCAUGCCAGGGGAGACCUAGCAAGCUAUCCCAUUGAAGAACUAGUGGACAGAGCCAAACAGUCUUUUCAAGAGGGUGUUUGCGAGAUAUGGCUGACCAGUGAAGACACAGGGGCUUAUGGCAGAGACAUUGGCACAGACCUCCCUACGCUUCUGUGGAAGCUGGUUGAAGUUAUUCCUGAGGGAGCUAUGCUGAGGCUUGGCAUGACAAAUCCUCCCUAUAUUUUAGAGCAUCUGGAGGAAAUGGCAAAGAUUCUCAAUCAUCCAAGAGUGUAUGCUUUUCUGCACAUACCAGUCCAGUCAGCCUCUGACAGUGUGCUCAUGGACAUGAAAAGAGAAUACUGCGUGGCAGACUUCAAACGAGUAGUGGAUUUCCUUAAAGAAAAAGUGCCUGGAAUAACGAUUGCUACAGACAUCAUCUGUGGUUUUCCAGGAGAGACAGAUGAAGAUUUUCAAGAAACAAUGAAACUUGUGGAACAGUACAGGUUUCCGAGCUUAUUUAUUAAUCAAUUUUACCCACGCCCAGGAACCCCUGCUGCAAAAAUGCAUCAAGUUCCAGCUGCAGUGAAAAAACAAAGAACAAAGGAUCUGUCUCAGCUGUUUCAUUCAUACAAUCCAUAUGAUCAUAAGGUUGGUGAGAGGCAGAGGGUUCUGGUAACAGAAGAAUCCUUUGAUUCCAAUUACUAUGUUGCUCACAAUCCAUUCUAUGAACAGGUUCUCGUGCCAAAGGAUCCUGUGUUAAUGGGUAAGAUGGUAGAAGUGAAUAUUUAUGAAGCUGGGAAACAUUUUAUGAAGGGGCAACCAGUGUCAGAUGCCAGAGUUUAUACUGCAUCCAUCACAAGACCAUUAGCAAAAGGAGAAGUUUCUGGCUUAACAGAGGAGUUCAGGCACGCACCACGGAAUGGCACAAACUGGAAAGGACACCCUUCUGCUGAGAUCCCAGUGAAAACGUCCUUCAGCCCCUGGAUGCCUUUGCAGCUCCCAUGGCAACAAGAAGGAAGUGGACUGAAGAUACUGUCUGUCAGCCUGGCUUUACUGGCAGUUCUUGUCAUGCUUUACUACAGAGGGAUGAAAACAGAACUGUGAACUGAAUGAGGCUUUUAGGAAAACAUAAAAUUGCUGUUUAAAAUCUUCAAAAGAAACACUUUUACCAACACAUGUCUCUCUCUUAAAAAAAAAAAAAAAAAGAUAUAAAUUGGGCAAUAAUUUGUACUCCUGCUAUUUGGACUCAUGCCUUUCCUGUUAUUCAUAGGAGAGAAUACUAAUAAGCUCUAUGGAGAUGUACCUGCCAAAGUUUGAGAACUUGGUGUGGCAGAACAGUUUGUUGCAUCUUUCCUCCUCUUCUAUUUUUUCUAAAACAAUGCAAUGUUUGCAUUGCUUACUCUAUUUAUUACUGCUCUGGCAGGUAAAAUUUUAUACAGGAAACUCCUGAAGCUUAUAAGAAAUCUUUUCAUUGAGUAUUGUUGGUAAUCUUUUAUGGGUAGAACAUUUAUAACUUUCUUAAAGAUUUUGCUUAAUGCAGUGUGAUGGUUUGAUGUGUGCCUUUUUACAUUAGAAUCAAACACUGCUGGGCCAUUAAAGUUUGUCAUUUGUUGCUAUUGAUUUUGCUGUCAUGUCUGAAAGAAUUUUUGGCCUGCCAUCUUACCUCUGUCAACUUCAGAGUGAGUUACUAAGCUUUGUUAAUACAACAAGAAUUAUUUUUUUACAUACAAAUAGUUUUAAAGUUAUUUUUAUUAUUGAAUGGGAAGAUGGGAUUCUAGUGGUAGAGUUCUAAAGGAUGGAUUUAAUACAGUCUCCAUAGACUUAGCAUAAUGCUCAGAUUCACCUAAUGUGAAUCUCAUAUUAGCUGUAUAUUGGAUCAUACUGUAAGACAAUACAGCUCUGAUGGUGGGGAGGCUACGCUUUGCACACUCCAGAUUUCUAAUUAGUGACAUUAAUACAUGUCAUCAUUUAUUUGUUCUUGUCUUGUCACCUUUGUGGAUCUUCCUCCAAACUUCCACUUGCAAAGUCUGUUUUAAAUCCUAAAAACAGGAGCUGUCUUUUUUUAGUAUGUUUAUGUAGUAUCCAGCACAGACUGAGCUGGGCUCCAAACAUGGCUCUACAGUGCAGAUGAAUAAUCUGCUAGGAAGAAUGCUUUGUACUUUUUACGUUGAGGAUUUAUCACAGUUACAGGCAAAUUAAUCAAGAAGUUCCACCAUGAUGGUCCCAGUACAGUCUGUAAAUUAUAUCAACAAAUAAGAUCAUCUUCAGGAAAUUAGGUGUGUAUUGACUUGAAUAUUAUAUUUCUUAUUGCGACCACUGAAGGUCAUGAGCCAAAACUCAAAAAUUUUGAGAUUUAAGAAAAAGCAAACAACAGCAAUAACAAAAACUGUGCUCUUGUUUUGCUUCUGUCUCUCCAGAUUUUUCUCUACAACCAGGAAUAUGUAACGAUCAAUAAUUUACAUUUUUAACAAAUCUGAAAUUCUAUUAAAAAAAAACACUUGACUCCAGGU
Messenger RNA from Anas platyrhynchos (mallard), 3295 nucleotides. It is a transcript of the gene CDKAL1, whose product is annotated as CDKAL1 threonylcarbamoyladenosine tRNA methylthiotransferase. Gene Ontology annotation, cellular component: endoplasmic reticulum. Gene Ontology annotation, biological process: tRNA methylthiolation. Lineage: Eukaryota; Metazoa; Chordata; Aves; Anseriformes; Anatidae. The record is from RefSeq and is a predicted model, not a curated record. Gene Ontology annotation, molecular function: tRNA (N(6)-L-threonylcarbamoyladenosine(37)-C(2))-methylthiotransferase activity; 4 iron, 4 sulfur cluster binding.